Molecule: messenger RNA, 915 nt
Organism: Mollisia scopiformis
Lineage: Eukaryota; Fungi; Ascomycota; Leotiomycetes; Helotiales; Mollisiaceae
Exons: 4
Coding region: 187-771 (194 amino acids)
Source: RefSeq, a predicted model, not a curated record
GGCAGUGGCGGAUCUACAGCGGAAAGCGGCCGCCCACCCCUAAAAGCUACCCCACCAUUCAAUCUCAGCCUCGUGAAACAUCAGAUUUCUUUAAAUUGCGACAUAUCGUACAAAAGCAGGACUGAUCCUCGAUUUACUAUUCUCCGAGAAAAUAAAGAUCAUCAAACACAUUACAUUUAUCAAAAUAUGGCAGAUCCCUCAAGAGACACCUAUGAAUCGCCUUUGAAAGGUUACGAGAAUGCCUCUCCUCUCCCAGAUGAGAAGGCUGCGGAUGGCAAAAGUUAUCUCAACCACCAAACGGGUGUCCUAAGCAAGAGCUACGAGAGGUUCACGGAUCCUCUUGAUAAUGGCAUCCGAGGAGGAUUUGAUAUCCACAUUUACUACUUCCACAAAAACCCAACCCAACUACAAUUCGCAAAGGAUCUCUGGAAGAGAAUUCGCUUAGAAUUUCCUGAGCUUCGUAUCUAUAGAUUCUGGGAAGAACCAAUAGGCCCUCAUCCACUAGCUAUGUUCGAAGUCAACCUCUUCACGCCCGCCCAAUUCGGAGCUUUCAUUCCAUGGCUGGUAAUCAAUCGGGGACCUCUAAGUGCGCUUAUACACCCAAAUUGUGUUGAUCCUGAGACGGGAGCGCAUGAAGAUGAAUACAGAGAUCAUACGCAGAGAGCCACAUGGAUGGGAAAUCCUGUUGCUUUGGACUUGCAACCAUUCCAGAAAAGAGAGGCUGAAAGAGAGAAGAAGAGGGCCUUGGAGAAGAAGCAAGACAAUGCUUGAGUGAUGAUAUUGUGGGAGGUGGAGUGUAUUGAUGUUGCGUGUCUGAGCAUAGCAAUGAGCAUGGGAUUAUGAUUAUAAGCGCUGAUCUUUGCAUUCCAAGAAAAAAAUUGACUUUUUGAUGCUCUUACUACUCCUUCUUAUCUC